CUCGAUUGUUAAAUUGAUAAAUACAUCAUAACAAUUGAUUUUUGGAUAAGUUGGGAAGAUUUGAUUUGUGUAAAUAGCACUACUACUGUCAGUUAUUCAUAACAAUCUAUUCCACUCCAUUUAUAGUUAGAUAAUGUCAGUUGUGUCAUCUACUGCCGCCGAUCAAGGUCAAACGACUGCGGCUUCUCGUCGUACUAAGGCAGUAUCUAAAUCAGGAAACAUUUCAACAUUUGUUGAAGAAAAGCGUAUUACUUCAAAUUUAGUUACUAUCGAUACUUUAGGUAAUGAAUUUAAAGUUCCUGAUUAUUCUAUCAAAGAUAUCUUAUCAGCUAUUCCAAAACAUUGUUAUGAAAGAUCUUUAAUUAGAUCUUUAGGUUACGUGGCACGUGACAUCACUAUGAUGAUUGUUAUAGGUUAUAUUGGACAAAGAUUAAUCCCACAGGUUGGGUUUGAAGGUAAAGAAACCUUAUCACAAGUCGUCAGAGGUGGUCUUUGGUGUUUCUAUUCUUAUCUUAUUGGUUUAUUUGGAUUUGGAUUGUGGAUUUUAGCCCAUGAAUGUGGUCAUGGUGCAUUUUCUGAUUAUCAAAAUAUUAAUGAUAUUAUUGGUUGGAUUAUACAUUCUUAUUUGAUGGUUCCAUAUUUUUCUUGGAAAUAUUCUCAUGCUAAACAUCAUAAAGCUACUGGUCAUUUAACUAAAGAUAUGGUUUUCAUUCCUUAUACUAAGGAAGAAUAUGUUGAAGCUCAUGGUGUAUCUGUUGUUUCUGAAAUUAUGGAAGAAUCUCCAAUUUGGAGUUUAGGUACUUUAAUCUUUCAACAAUUAGGUGGUUUACAAUUAUACUUAGCUACUAAUGCUACUGGUCAAGUUUAUCCAGGUUAUUCAAAGUUUGCUAAGUCUCAUUAUGCUCCAAGUUCUCCAGUUUUUGAUAAACAUCAAUAUUGGUAUAUUAUUUUAUCUGAUAUUGGUAUUCUUACCACCAUUACUGUUGUUUAUCAAUGGUAUAAGAACUUUGGUAUGUUCAAUAUGUUUGUUAACUGGUUUAUGCCAUGGUGUUGGGUUAAUCACUGGUUAGUUUUUGUUACUUUCUUACAACAUACUGACCCAACUAUGCCUCAUUACCGUGAUUCAGAAUGGACUUUUGCUCGUGGAGCUGCUGCUACUAUUGACCGUAACUUUGGAUUUGUUGGUCAACAUAUUUUCCAUGAUAUUAUUGAAACUCAUGUUUUACAUCAUUACGUUUCUAGAAUUCCUUUCUACAAUGCUAGAGAAGCUACUGAUGCCAUCAGAAAGGUUAUGGGUGUACAUUACAGAUAUGAUGGUGAAAACAUGUGGGUUUCAUUAUGGAAAGUUAUUAGACUGUGUCAAUUCGUUGAUGACGAUAAGGAAGAUGCCAAGGGUGUCUUAAUGUUUAGAAACAUUAACGGAAUUGGUGUCAAACCAAAGGAUUAGAUGUAUUACUAUCAGUUAAAUUUUUAAAUACACUAGAUACUAUUAUUGUUUAAUUUUUGUUUAAUUUCUGUUUUAUAUUUCGUUAAGGGAUUUAUAUUGGAUUAGAUGGCUUGAUUUUGGUUUCUUGGCUUAUGUUUAAUGUGCAUUGUUAUUGUUAUUGUUUAUACAUAAGCAUAUUUAUAUUUAUAUUUAUAUUUAGACUCCCCCUUAGACUUAGAAUAUUCUUGCACAUACUUCUAUUAUUA
This is a messenger RNA of Scheffersomyces amazonensis, 1692 nucleotides long. It is a transcript of the gene FAD3, whose product is annotated as Fad3p. The coding region runs from base 134 to 1447 and encodes 437 amino acids. The record is from RefSeq and is a predicted model, not a curated record. Gene Ontology annotation, biological process: unsaturated fatty acid biosynthetic process. Gene Ontology annotation, molecular function: oxidoreductase activity. Lineage: Eukaryota; Fungi; Ascomycota; Pichiomycetes; Serinales; Debaryomycetaceae. The transcript has a single exon.